Messenger RNA from Hyaloscypha bicolor E, 825 nucleotides. Its product is annotated as mitochondrial inner membrane protease atp23. Gene Ontology annotation, molecular function: metalloendopeptidase activity. The transcript is spliced from 2 exons. Gene Ontology annotation, cellular component: extrinsic component of mitochondrial inner membrane. Lineage: Eukaryota; Fungi; Ascomycota; Leotiomycetes; Helotiales; Hyaloscyphaceae. The coding region runs from base 1 to 759 and encodes 252 amino acids. The record is from RefSeq and is a predicted model, not a curated record. Gene Ontology annotation, biological process: mitochondrial proton-transporting ATP synthase complex assembly; mitochondrial protein processing.
AUGGCAAGAGAAGAGCAAGACAGCUUCGUAAAACCACAAGAGCAGGAGAACCCGGGCACAGCUAACGGCCACGAUCCCGCGCAAACGGGCUACGAUCCCGAGUCCCCCUGGACAAACAUCUACAACAUCCUCACCGGGCGCAUGACGCCCAUAGGGCAACACUACUUCCGCGAAGACAAAUACAUCCAGAACGAAGCGCGCGACUGCAAGAGCUGCGACGAGUGGCGGGAUUGGUGUUUCAAAUACUCACCCACGGUCAUCUUCCUGAGGAAGAAUAUUGAGGCGUUGAAUGGGGAUCUGAAUGCGAAGAAUGUGCGGUGUAGACGGUGUCCGACACGGAGGACGGAGGACGGAGGAUUUGUGAGGCAGGGAGGAGGGUUUAGUCCGGAUCAUGGGAUACUUAUUUGUGCGAAUGAGAUGCGGGAUAGGAAGCAUUUGGAGGAUACCCUGGCGCAUGAGAUGGUGCAUGCGUGGGAUCAUUUGAGGUGGAAGGUUGAUUGGGCGGAUUUGAGGCAUGCGGCUUGUACUGAGAUCCGGGCGUCAAGUCUAAGUGGAGAGUGCAGAUUCAUGAGAGAGUUUUGGACGAGGAAUAAUUGGAAGCUUACACAGCAACAUCAGAAUUGUGUACGAACGAGGGCGGUGAAGUCUGUUAUGGCAAGACCGGCAUGCAAAGAUGAUGUACAGGCAGUGAAAGUUGUGAAUGAGGUCUGGGAUUCGUGCUUCUCAGAUACCCGACCGUUUGAUGAAAUUUAUAGAUGAGCCACGACUCUCUUGUACAAACAAUUAGAAGCUCUGGGAAAUGGGCCACAGGCAGUGUUUGAAAGC